AUGAGCGCGUUAGGUAGAGAGAGAGUGAGAGAAAAGUCAAAAAUUUCCAUUGAUGCUGAUGAGGAAUGGACAAUGUUCAUUGAUAAUCUUAACAAAAGUGUUUCCAGAGGGGUGUUAAGGAAUUAUUUUAGUCCUUAUGGUCAGAUCUUGAGGAUUUUCAUCCCUCGUUUUUUAGAAAAACCAAAUUAUAAAUCUUCUACUUUUGCUUUCGUCCAAUAUGCUCGUGAGGAAAGUAGAAACAAGGCAAUCCGGUUCGUGAAUGGGAAGUGGCUUGAUGGAAGAAGAGUCUCAGUAGGGAUCGCUAAGUAUCAAAAGGUUAAGAGAAGGGAAGCUGUGGAGGGGAAGAGAAUGUUGGAGAUCAGGUCUGAGAUUAAAGAUGCACCAGGAUCGGGGAGGAGAGCUGUGUCGUUGAGAAGCUUGAGAGAUAACAGAUCGUAUAAGGAUGUGGUGAACUCUGAUUAUGAUUUGAGAAGGAAAACAGUAUAA
Molecule: messenger RNA, 486 nt
Organism: Hibiscus syriacus
Lineage: Eukaryota; Viridiplantae; Streptophyta; Magnoliopsida; Malvales; Malvaceae
Product: serine/arginine-rich splicing factor SC35-like
Exons: 1
Coding region: 1-486 (161 amino acids)
Molecular function (GO): RNA binding
Source: RefSeq, a predicted model, not a curated record